Messenger RNA from Elgaria multicarinata webbii, 927 nucleotides. RefSeq names its product Spi-B transcription factor (gene SPIB). Gene Ontology annotation, molecular function: DNA-binding transcription factor activity, RNA polymerase II-specific; sequence-specific DNA binding. Lineage: Eukaryota; Metazoa; Chordata; Lepidosauria; Squamata; Anguidae. Gene Ontology annotation, cellular component: nucleus. Bases 68 to 829 code for a protein of 253 amino acids. The record is from RefSeq and is a predicted model, not a curated record. The transcript has 6 exons. Gene Ontology annotation, biological process: cell differentiation; regulation of transcription by RNA polymerase II.
CGGGUAGCCAUCGCCGGCCCUAUAGCUACCCUGGCCGGGUGUUUCUGCACGCGCCCCUUCGCUGAGGAUGCUGGACUACGCGCAGUUUGAAGGGUCCCAGUUUGAAUAUACGUUCCCCAAUGGCUGCAUUUAUGACUCUUGCAAGCAAGAACCCACGUUCCCCUCCUGCCUUGCAGACUCCCAGAGCUCCCCAGAGUCCUGUGUGAACUGGCUAGAGAUGCUGGAGCCUGGGUAUGAAGCUUUCGAGGUGGGGCACCUGGCCCAGCUGCAGAACGUCCAAGUCUCUUACCUGCCGGGCUCAUACCCCCAGGCCUCCUCGGACGCUGCCUACAGCCAGGAUGGAAUGAUACACACACAGAACACGGAAGAGUACAACAUGCAGAUCUACCUCCCAUGUGGCCAGUACUCCAUUCCCAGAGAAGUGUCCAGCCCGUCAUCUGAAGAAGAGGAAUUCAGCCGGGAUAGUCGGAAUCUGGAAGUGUCUUCUGACAGCGAUUUGGAUGAGAAUCUCUCACAUGGAUUUGAGCCAGGCUCCCGACGGAAGCUGCGCCUCUACCAGUUCUUGCUGGAGCUCUUGGAGCGCGGAGAUAUGAAGGAGUGUGUGUGGUGGGUGCAGCGGGAAGCGGGCAUCUUCCAAUUCUCUUCCAAGCAGAAGGAGCUGCUGGCCCAUCGCUGGGGGCAGCAAAAGGGCAACCGCAAGAAAAUGACCUAUCAGAAGAUGGCCCGGGCCCUGCGCAACUACAGCAAGACGGGCGAGAUCCGCAAGGUGAAGAAGAAACUCACCUACCAGUUUGGGACCUCGCUGCUGGGCCAGUCGGCCCCCUCUUAAGCCCCCACCCACCCAAAAAGCAGUCUGGUGGCUGGGCCAGUCACUAAUAAACAGACCGCUGUCCAGACCCCAUUCUGGACUCCACCAGCCGAGCUGCA